Molecule: messenger RNA, 3296 nt
Organism: Porites lobata
Lineage: Eukaryota; Metazoa; Cnidaria; Anthozoa; Scleractinia; Poritidae
Source: the annotation of a GenBank genome assembly
AUGCAGACGAAGGCCCUAUGGGAAGAUCUGCAAAACGCCAGCGCAGCGUUCUAUCCAGAUGGACUGGACAAGUGUCCUCCAGAUACCUACACAAUUGAUGACAAUAAAAAUAGAGUCAGAUGUAUUGAGUGCCCCACAUGUCCUGCGGGACAGGAGCCCUCGCCACCAUGUGGCUCUACAGUGGUUCGCAAGGCAGUUGGCGACUGUGUGCCAUGCAAGGCAAGUACCUACUCAGAUAACGCCGACAGCGCAACGUGUAAAGUUUGCACAGACUGUGGCUCAAAAGAGGUCCUGAGUUCGUGUACUAUAGAAACCAACGCAAGGUGCCGGGAGUGCCCCUAUAUGCACUAUGACGAUGAGACCACCAACACUUGUAAACCUUGCUCUUUAUGCUGCGAGGAAAAUUCUGUUCCACAAAAGAAUUGUCUAACCUCAAGGAUAUGUCCUGGAAAUUGUUCUCAGUUGACAGCAAUUCAAGAAAAAUACCACAGUUUUAAGUUACAAAAGUUAGUUGCUAGAACAAUGAGAACCCCUUGGAAUAAAACGCCGGUGUUAAAACUGACCAGGCGACAAAGAGUCAGGCAAAGGGUAAAUAAAAAAAUUGCGAGCACAGUUAAAACUAACAUUGAAGAACCUACGCAUUCAGAGAGAACUGAAAGGGACAUUCAUCAAGAGAAUUACGAUGACACUUAUACACCCAGCGAAACUAAGUAUGUUAGGUCUAAUCCAGCUUUAGAUGAGGAUAUCGACGGGAAAAACCUCCAGUUUUUACAAUCAAUGCAAAGUCCCACAAACGUUCUUGAAAGCGGUAAAGAAAAAAUUGACACCCCAAGUCCAGAAAUUCUCGAACCUCGAGGGGUUGUGAAGGGAGAGAAAGAGCAGCUAGUUGUGACAACGUUUAAACCUCGUGUGCCUCCCCCUGAAGCACCUAACAGUGACAAAGGGAAGUCUGUGCCGCUCACGCCGGAAAAUCAGAGAGCGAUUAAAACCUUUAACAACGAUACUGCGGUGAAAAAUAGACGUCGUAUCCCUGCAAUUGUUUCACCAAGUGUGACUCCGUCAACAGCACAAAAUGCUUGGGCGAUUCCUCCACCCACUCCCAAAAACAUACCUCCGAUGUCAAAAGCAGUGAUAGAGCAGUCUGUAGUUCCAAGUGCUGCCUCUUUUCUGAGCAGUUUUUCAGGAACAAUUGCCGGCUUAGUAGUAUUUGGUUUAAUAGCUCUUAUUAUGUACCUUGUUGGUAAAGGAUGUGUUCGUCGCCAACAAAAAGUUUACAGAAAGCCAAGUGAAAAAGAAGAAACGAAAGAACAACAAAUUCGAGGUAUUUCUUCCAUUUUCUUGAUACAAACUGUCAAUUGCGCCUGGGCAUUAACAAUUAUCGUAAAAUUCCUAUUAACCUCUCGUUGCCCAGUUAUCGUUUUCAUUAUAUGAAAGAAUUUACUAUUAUUUAAUGAUUCAAAUUUUAAUUAAAUCGUCCAUUGUCAGUGUUAAUUCAUAAUUUUCAUUCUUAUAAUUUUCAUCCACCUCAUUAAUUUUUUACUUCGCCUUCCACUUCAUUCACUUCUGCGAAAACAAUGCUACGCGAGGUUCGCUUUUUAAACUCGAUUUAAAUUUGAGAAAGGUUCGGAUACAUUCAAAUCCACUCAGACAUCCAGCGGCACGUGUUUCAUUGUCAUUGGAGUCCUCUUGCAAAUUUUUUGAAAAUGAAGGAGGAUAAUCGGCAGAUUUACUCUAGUAUAUCAGAGGAAGCCUAAGCAAUUACUGACAUGCUCCUUUAAUUUAUCAAAAUAGACGAUCAAUCUGAUGAGGACUCGAAGGAGAGGGGAAGCUUAACUAUAAAGCAAAUGUAUCAAAAUGAGGCUAUCCAGAUUGGGGAUGGUGAGAAUCAAAACAUUAUGCAAUUCUAAAUGCUAGUAAAGCUUUCUAGUCUCAUUUUGUUCUUUUACCACAGAAUUUAUUAUAAAUUCAUGAAGAAAAUAAAUUUAAAUAUGUGUUUUAAGCUCCCAUUUCAUCCAAGCAAAUACCCCAAGGAACUGCUUCAUGCUUCAUUCUGUGAUGGCAUUAUUUCAGUUUAAUUUUAAAUAGUUUCAUGUAUGGAGUUUUUUAACUGACCUUUUUUCUAAUUGAUAUCUGUAUAGGUAAUAGCAUGAUUUGUAGUGCUAUUUAGCAUAUAUACCACGACUAAUAUUUGAAAAUUGGUAUACGUAAUUUCAGGAGCCGUUAGGCGAGUGAAAUUUGAGACAAUUUUGAAAUAUCACGGGUGGUAUUUAUGCUAAAUAUCACGUACAAAUCCUGCCAUUACUUGUUUAUACCACUGCCCGCAAAAGGUUUGUAAUUUUCACAUGUAGGUAUUUCAAAUUAAGCUGAAAUACCACUGCUCUAAGCCAAUCAAACUGCAGAAAUUUCUCCUGUAGUAGUAUAAUAUCGCUAAUUUUAUUUAUUAAUUUCUGUCUCGGCACACCUGUAAAGUAGCUGGCGCAGGUGUUAAACUAAAACUGUAACUUGAUUCGAAGCAUUGCUGCAAAAAGACUGGAAAAGCGAUGUUACGUGUUUUACCACCAACGUUCAAACAUGUCUUGCAAUAAAUCAAGCUGCAAGUUGCGUGAAUGUUGACUUCUGAUUGGAUAAAAUUAUCCUGGAGUUACGUCACUUGCUGCGACACAAGUUUGCUUUGGGCCGAUAAAACGUGCAACAUGUACAGAUUUUUUGCAAAAGGUAGAGCUACUCUCUACUUUCUGCAACAACUUUUCCAGCCUGCAACAACCUGAUUUGUUGCAAGACAGGAGUAAACGUGGAUAGUAAGAAGCGCAAUAUCGCUUUUUUCAAUUCGUUUGCAGCAAUGUUACAAAACAAGAUGCUCGUUUUUGUUGCCCAAGAAUUUACUUGACCUUAAACCAUAAAGUUAAUAAAGUAUUUUAUUAUAUUGUUAUAAUUAAUAUUAGUAAUGAGUCAUUUUGAUUGGUCCUGAUAUCGAAGCUUUACAUUUUAAUCUUUCAGAUGUCAAUCUGGCUGAUCUACCUUUUCAUGUUGAGGAAUUCUUCAUAAAGAAAUUGGAUGUACGCUGCCCGGGUCAACGGUUCUAUGGCUGGCAAAAAGUAGGCGAAGCGUUUCACAUAGACAAAGACGAUCUUCGAUACUUAAAGAUCGAAUACAAAAGGGACAAUGGAAGCCCCACCAGUAAGCUGUUCGAAAUGCUUGGAAAGAAGCAGAACAGAAAUGUAUCAGACCUCGUGGAAGUUUUAAGGAGUCCUGAAAGAAGACGUUCUGACAUUGUCUCUGUUAUCAAACUUACUUAA